GUAGAAGAAAGCAGAAGCAGCAGCAGAAGGAGAAGAAGGAGAAGGAUGAGGAGAAGGAGAAGAAGCAGAACGAGGGCCUGCCCCAUCGCCCGAGGACACGAGAACACGAAUAAACAACUUCUUCUUCUUCCUUCCAUCUAUUUUCUAUCCAACCAUGGCGUAGAAAACAGCGAGCCAAGUCGAAAGAGUCUCUCCGUAGCCCGUCUGUCAAAAUAUAUCCUACAGACAUUGCCCGUAACCACAGGCCAGCCCCUCGUCAGAACGAGGGAUGUCUUGCUUCCCUGCAUACCUAAAGGGGACUCCUCUUCGCGUUCUCGCCGGGGGAUAGCACAAAUGGCUCGAAGUACCUAGUUAAGCCCCGUCGUGGUUGUGUGUUGCUCGUGUGUGUUGCUCGCGUGUGUUGCUACCGUGACUAUGUCUAUAUAGAGAUUCGUCUCUUCUUCCUCCCUUUCCUUUCCUCUUUCUUCUUCUCUUUUUCUUCUCUUUUUCUUCCUUCUUCAGACCGCAAGAGACAUCCACAAUGUAAGUAUAAUGCAUCCUUUUAGUUCCCUCGUCUAUCCUACUACAUAGCUGUUGACGCAUGAUAGCAUAUCCAACUUAAUAACUACAUUUCGAUAACCAACGAUGUCUACCCAAACACCAACAGAGCCAGCACCACAGGCAGCACCAGCAGCGCUCACACCAGCCGCCGCAAAGGUGGAAGCGGCGGCAGCAGCAUGGAAAGCGGCGGCAGAAGAAUGGAAUGCAGCCGCAAACGAGUGGCUGGCAGUGUCAGAGACCGGAGGAGCAACAGAAGCAGCAAAAGCUGCAAUAGAAACAAUGGAGGCAGCCACGAAAUCGAUAGCUGCGGCCAGAACAGCAGCUGCAGCACUCGCCAAUUGCCCUGCCCCUGCUGCACCAGCGCGCCCGCGCCGCCACCGGCCCCAUCAGGUGGCCAAAAUGAGGGCCAGGAGGGCUGAAAGACGCCGCCUGGAGAGGGAGAUCAAGAAGGAGAAGGAGGAGGAGGAGAAGUAUUAG
Messenger RNA from Trichophyton rubrum CBS 118892, 1017 nucleotides. RefSeq lists its product as uncharacterized. The transcript has a single exon. NCBI's taxonomy places the organism in Eukaryota, Fungi, Ascomycota, Eurotiomycetes, Onygenales, Arthrodermataceae. The coding region runs from base 625 to 1017 and encodes 130 amino acids. The record is from RefSeq and is a predicted model, not a curated record.